UCUAACUCAUUCAUCUCGAAGCCGGCUGGAGAACUUUAAGGUAAAACUUCCAUCGCAACCUUUCCCAUUGCUUUCUCCUCUCCGCCAUACCCCGUGCCAGGCCUAAGCGUUGAACAUGCCGCCCGCAUCUCGGCCUUUAUGCAGGAGUUGCACAACGCUGCCCAGUGGCCAGGGCCAUCCCCCUUUCGAUGACGAGACGCUCGCUCUUCGCAUUCUGGAAGCCGCCAACGCAGACGCAGACCUUGAUCCCUCCCACAUCACGUCGCCCUUCUCCGCCAACAGCACUGCCCCCGUCGCCUUGGACGCUGGUGGGCCCAUCGCGACAAGUUUGAUGGGCUCGAGAAGCUGAUGCUGGAUGACAUCGAGUCGCCCCAGAAGCAGGUCGACAAAGGCAAGGUGCCCAAGCCUCCACCGGCCGUGUUCGAAGACCCGGUCGACGAGAACCUUCAAGGCUACGACGACACGGAAGCACUCGGGAAUUUCGCCUACCUCAAGGACGGGCACUCAAUCUGCACUAUGCUCACCAACGUCGCCCUCAUGGAAACCCACCCUGGCGGCUUCGACAAUACCACCGUGGCCGCAGAGGCGUUCAACGUCCAAGCGCAGGAGACGUACAGGGCCAUGGUCAGAGGUAUGGCGGGCGUUUACAACUUUGGCGAGGGCACCCGCAGCAAGCACGACUUCACCGUCCCUCCCCCAGAGCCAAGUCCACGAGAAGCUGCUCGAGACCAUGUUUGAGGGCUUGAGGCUGGACGACGCCCACAAGAUGGAAUCGACAGCCAGAUCACCAGCUUUGUCAAAGCCCUCAGGAACAUCACCAUCGACGGUGAGCAUAUCAAGCUCGAGUUUGCCCUCCGCAUCGAGCUCACCCCGGCCGCCAACAUCACGGCCGACAACGCGAACCCAAUCUGGGCGUUCGAGCCCACCACGUACCUCAUCUACCUCACCAUGGAUGUCAACGCCUUUGUCCAAUCCAUCAGCAAGAGAAACAGCGAGAACAGAGUCUGGCUCAAGUAAGCGUACACGCAUGUCGUCACCAAGGCCGAGCUCAACGUCGGCCGCUUCCUCAAGCUCAGGCCCAAGUACGAUCUCAUGUUCCAAAAGGCCACCGGCAUGAAUCUGAAACAUUAUGGCGACCUGCUCAGCAAGUCGGUCAAGAAACGAGCUUGACCAUGUGUGUAACCGCGGCUCCUGGUUGGAAUUGAUGAGUGUGUGCAAUUGCGGUCGAGCCUUGUCUGCCUGACCAUCUUCCAUUUUCUUCCUGUCUUAUGGCUGAGCCCAGCCACUGCAAGUGGUUUUAGUUUGUCAGGUAGUCGAAGGUACCUUGGAAACCAGAGCAAUAGCGACAGGUGCAAAAAAAGAGGCCUUAUACUUUACCUGCCUUUCAAACCUCAAAAGCCUGACGUGUCGCCCUGUCACCUAGGUAGAUACGGUACUUUAUUCUCGG
Molecule: messenger RNA, 1447 nt
Organism: Parathielavia appendiculata
Lineage: Eukaryota; Fungi; Ascomycota; Sordariomycetes; Sordariales; Chaetomiaceae
Exons: 3
Coding region: 356-1117 (253 amino acids)
Source: RefSeq, a predicted model, not a curated record